GCCCUGCGAGUCUCGUACAAGGUCAGCGGCAUGUGCGUAAAGUAUCCCUGUGGGGCACCGGUGACCCGAGCGGAGCAGUGUGUCAGGACAGCACUUUCUAGAAGCAUCGACUGAGCUCUCCUGUUCAGCAGACCGGCGUGUUUCAGAAACAUAACCGUGUGACCGUGUUAGAGAGAUGGCCAGAGGAAGCCGCAGCCGUCCUUCAGCUCCAGCCAGCCCAGCUCCAUCCCAUGCUCCGGCACCCGCUCAUCCUCCUCCUGCCUCCCUGGCCCCAGCUCCAGCUCAGUCCCAGGGGCCAGGCCUCAUGGCCCAGAUGGCUACCACAGCUGCGGGGGUGGCGGUAGGCUCGGCUGUGGGACACGUUGUUGGCAGCGCCCUUACAGGAGCGUUCAGUGGCAGCAGCAGCAGCAGCAGCAGUCCAGAGCCAGCAAAGCCUACAUACCAGGAGCCCGCCCGACCUGCUCCAACCCAACCAGGCCCCUGUCACUUUGAGGUCAAACAGUUCCUGGACUGUGCCACCAACCAGUCUGACCUGACUUUGUGUGAGGGCUUCAAUGAGGCACUCAAACAGUGCAAGUACUCCCAUGGUGUGACGUCGCUGGUGUGAAGGACGGAUGUCAGCUGUCAUGACCAGCAGAUUUCAGUCAUGAAACAUACUGUUAGACGUGUUGUGGACACCACAUAACACGUACAUCUGAACGCUGUACCUCAGGCAGUGAUGCAUGUUGGUCCUGUUUGUUUUGUUGACUGGUGGCUGUGUGAAAUGUUUUUGGUAAUGGACGGGUGAUAUACAUUUAAUAAAUAGCUAUUAUCUAUUUGCA
Molecule: messenger RNA, 821 nt
Organism: Toxotes jaculatrix (banded archerfish)
Lineage: Eukaryota; Metazoa; Chordata; Actinopteri; Toxotidae
Gene: chchd10
Product: coiled-coil-helix-coiled-coil-helix domain containing 10
Exons: 4
Coding region: 176-607 (143 amino acids)
Biological process (GO): mitochondrion organization
Cellular component (GO): mitochondrion; nucleus
Source: RefSeq, a predicted model, not a curated record